GUCGUGUCCGCUGUGGUAGCCUCGGUGAACGGCGUGCAAGGCUACCCAAGAUCUUGUUUUACGCGCGUUUUAGUGUCGGAAUGAAUAGUUAGGUGUUUAGUCGUUGUGAAGUUUCUGAACACGCAGUGUAGUUUAGAGAAAAAUAAAUACAUAUGCCUAAACUAGCAGGAGUUAAAAAUAGUGAAGUCUGUCACCAUUAACAAAAAGUACGCGCUUCCUAGGACUUCAAUCAGUGCUGCGAAACAUAUUUACAUACAGAUGUCAUCUUAUACAGAAAACUUGUAGCUCAAAAAAAACAUGGCAGCUUCGGUUUACGCUACUCCACCACCGGAUUUCAGCGGCGAAGAAGCUACGCUGAGUGACACAUCCAACUCAUCACAAACCAACAGUUCAAAUAAUUCUACGAUGAAAGCCUCGAAAAGGUCACUAUCGACUACCUUCCUGAGUUCGCCGCAGGCUAUAAACGCCCAGCUAAGUUCUGACAGCCUACCGGACUUAUCGAAAAAACGACGCAAGCAGUCUAUGCCCAGUCGUAUCUCCGCAAAUGGACAGGAAGGUGGCGAAUUAGUUACACCAGCCGUUCAAGAAGAAAAGGAUGAAAGUGACAAAGCGGAUUCAAAUGCAAUUGAAACAAUUGCCAGCGCAUUUGCAGAGCAGCAGAACAACUUCCAGAAAAUAUUCCUAUCGAAUCUUAGUCAAUUACAGAAACAGCAUCUACUGCAGCAACAGUUGGUGGACCAACCAGAAAAUGCCGACAGCAGUGGCGAGUUGCUACUGAACGGAAGUAGCUCCAUAAUUUCUCUUAAAAAUCAAGAGAAUUUACUAGGCAUACCUUCGACAUUAAAUGAUCUUGCGCCGGAAAAGGUCCAACAAGUAGAAACUAAUCAAUCGGACAGCACUGAUGAUCUCGGUAAAAUAAAUGGUGACGAACAAACAAGUUUCGAUAGAAACGAAAAUGAAAUCAAAGAUAAUCGAUGCGAAGAUCUUGUCGAACCCUUAGAGGGUUUGAGGGACACAUCAAUGAAACCUACUAAAGAUGAUCAACCGGAAGAAUCUAAGUCACGCGAAUUGAUUUUUAAAAAGGAACCAUUGCAAGAUGCUGAAUGGGAUGGAGAAAUUCGCAAUUCGUCGUUACCUAACGUCGCGAAACCCGAGGAUUGGCUCUCAUUACAAGGACUAUCGUUUCCUUUCUCACCGGAGGCAGCUGCAGCUCUGUCUGCUUCGGGAUAUCUACCUCAGGUCCCUCUUCUGGGUAUGCCAUCCAUAUCAUCUUUUGGUGCGAAUGAUAACGCAAAUCGUCCGAAUGUUCCUCCGUUAAGAAUAUUCAACCCGGAAGCGUACUGUGGUCUUUGCAAUAAAGAAUUUUGCAAUAAAUAUUUUCUGAAAACGCACAAAGCGAACAAACACGGAAUUUAUGAACCACAGAGUGGCAGCAAUGAUUCCCUACCAAGUAUCGGGCCGUUCAAUCCUCUGCACCAGUUGUCACAAGUAUUUCAUUUGCAACAACAGCAAGCCGUUCUUCAAGAGCAGCAAGAGAAAACUAGUCACUCGAGCCAGAAUCAAACUCAGGACCAAGUACCAACACAGCAGACUCAAAUCCGACAAAAUGCCUCCCCGAAACUGCCAAUUAAUUCGAUUCAACCGACAGUAUUUUGUGACGUCUGUUUCAAAAAGUUUAGCAGCCUCAGCGCAAUGCGUAAGCAUCGUAGUAAAGCGCACGAUAUGUCCACUGCCGCUCAACAACCCCAACAGCAAACGCAGCAACAGUUGCAACAUCAACAGGUAUCUGAACACAGAUCAGAGUCAGAGUUGCCGAAUAUGUCUUCACUCCGGUUCCCUGAAGGAUUUCGUGAGGACUAUUCGAUUGAGCAGGAGGAUGCAUCAUUUACCCCACAACCACGAAAACUAUCACCAGUGUCGAUUUUGGCUGCACGAGAGGCCAAUUUUUCUGUAGACAAGCUGAAGCGACUUGGAGUGAUCAAUCCGGAAGCAUUUUGUGAAAUUUGUUGCAAGGAAUAUUGUAACAAGUACUUUCUCCGCACUCAUAAGCUGAAACGACAUGGUAUCUUUUUGCCACCGGAAGAGAUCAAAGAAGAACGGAGUCCUUGGAAUUUUGUACAAACUAGUCCACUGAAUCUAAUUGUUGGUAAUAAUGAAAUACCGGUAUUUCCACCACCAUUGAAAAAGUUAACUGGCGACACAGAUAGUGAUUUAUCAAAGUCUGAUUUUCUGAAGAGAACAGACCUCAAUGAAACUAACGAGGAAGCUCAGAACAACGAGGAGGACUCAAAUGAGAAGCAAGCAACAUCCAAUGCAGAGCAAGAAGCUGAAGCCAUAAGCGUAGAUUUACAAAAACUGCAAUCAAUGAUAAUGCAACUGAAUGAUUUGAACAACCAACGAAAAAUAUCGUGCGGUGUGUGCGGAAAAGAGAUCGAAAAUCAAUAUUUAUUGCAUGCCCACAUGAUACAAGAGCAUAACAAUAUGAAUGAGAAUAACAAUGGAGUAAAAUCUCCUUCCGCUUUGGCCCUCAUGCCAUCAUCACCCAAUGAAUUUGAAGUAUGCAAGCAGUGUGAUAAAGAGUUUUCGAAUGCAUUUAUGUUGAAGCAACACUUAAUUGAGGUUCAUGGAGCACAAAAUGGAAGUCCGAAGCGGGAUGGGUUUGUUACUCCAGACCGUCCUACCACAACUCCUACUUUGAGCAUGCCGCCUGGGCCCAGUUACAUGGAAAGAAAGCCUACUUUUUCUAUGACCCCCACAAGUAGCUACUGCGAGAUUUGCAAUAAAGAGCUAUGCAAUAAAUAUUUUAUGAAAACACAUAUGCAAAGGAUGCAUGGUAUAGAAAUAGAGAAUGGCGCUCAAAUUGGCGGAGUAGUGUGCAAUAUCUGCAACAAAGAACUGUGCAGUAAGUAUUUUUUGCGAGUUCACAAACAUAACACACAUGGUAUAGUCGAAGAAGGAGCGCCAUUACCACAGCCAAGAAACAAUGGUGAAUCACCGGCCGCGGAGAGUACAGAACCACCAUUUUCUACUGAUGGCGUACUAAAACCGGGUGAAAUAUCGGAUGUAAGCAAUCGAUACUACUCCCACUUUACGGAGGUUUGUCCUCUUUGUAGUCGUCGAUUUCGGAGCGCUAAAUGGCUACGAGCUCAUCUGCUAAGUGAUCACGGUAAAUUGGGCGUCGAUAAGCUACGCGAAAUCGAGCACAAGCUGGGGAGCGGAAGUAAGUCAAACAGUCCUUCGCUUAAAAUACCUAAUGGAAGCCUGCAGGUGAACAGUGUAGAAUCAAAGUUCAAUCCAAAGACUGGGUUUGGAUUCAAUUCACCAGACGCAAAGUUCCUCAUGAAAAAUCCUUUCUCAGGACUUUUCGGAACAGAUCAUCCAAAUUCCAACGUUGGGCCUAAAAAUUACCAGUGCUCGUACUGCCCAUUCGCCACACCAUUGCUUCCUUUACUAUUCAUACAUGAAAGAACACAUACCAGCUUGAGUAUUGUUCAACAGCAGCUCUUUCAAGAGGAUGAAAAGCAGGAUAACCCAAUAUCUCCAAUGUCACCUCUGAUCAUCAAAUCUGAAUCUGCUGUUUCGCUCGCGAAAGAAGCAAGUCGAUUCUCUAUUCCAACAUCGAUUCCAUCUACGGAAACACCAUCUUUAACGCCGGCAUCGACUCCAGUUCCGUCGAUAUCUCAAGAACCGAUUAACUUGGAACAAUCUCCUCGUUCGCACCAUAUCGCAUCCCCUGUACAGCAGCAGCCUGACCGGGAACCAUCACCACUAGCACUAGCACCACCGCCACCAUCGGAAUCUCCUAAAUUUUCCGCGCCCAAACCCGAACCGAGUGGAAUUUUAUCCGAAAUGGCAAAUCUCACUCAACGACCAGCUAUGUAUGCAUUGCCACAGCAAACCGGCCCACUACUAAUGCAGUCCUUUUUAAUGGAAGAGUCCUCCGACGCGGUGACCUCAAAGACUGUCGAUGAUCAACCAUCUGGAAACAGGUUUGUACCAGCUGUUGUUUUCCUCCCUGUUAAAGAACGUAUCCUUUCUCCGAUGACAAUAUCGUUCACAUUGAGUCCCGCCUAGAGGGCAACCUCGAACGAGUAAUAAGUGUGAAUGAUUCUUGUUUGAUGCGCUUUAGAAUGACAUUCGCCAAAGGUAACGGGAAAGUAAUCAUCUGCAGGAGCAGCUUUCCGGUUCGUAAGUAAAUUAUUGUUAAUAGAAAUCCGCAAAUACGUACACAAUAAUCCGAAACACUAGCAAAGCAUCGGAGCAAAAACCAAAUUUCGUUCAUUCCGCUUAGAAAAGGUAAAAUUUGAGAGCAAGAAGUGAGAAAAAUCAAAAUGUAUAAAUAGUUUAUCGCCGUAGAUGUAUUGUUGUGUAGUGUCUAUUGAAAAAUAAAAAUGAAAAAGAGAAGAGAUAGCUGUGCAAAUGUAGCGUCCGGUCUAACGUUCGUAGGUUUAGCAGUUGCCAUUUGUAAUUAAAAAGAGAAGAAAAAAUGGAAGUUCACAGAAAAGAGUAAAGUGCGAUAAUCGCAAGAAGGUUCCUGAUUUUUAAUCCCUUUUAACAGACCACGAAUUUCCAGCAAUUUCGGAUAAAAAGCAUUGAUGAUAAUGAAGGAAUAGCGUGAGUCAAGUGUAUCGAACUUAUUUAUUAAAAAAGAAAUAAACCUAUGGUGAAGAAGAGAAACAAGUUGGCAAACAAUUCAGCAACUGCUAGUUACGAAUGUUGCACACCAUGAAUAAAGGCAUUCACAGAAAAAAAUCUUGGUGAUGUUUUAACAAAGUUCCUAUUAUGAAUAAAGCAAACAAAACAGUAACUAAUAUCUCUUCACGUAUGAUAGAUUUUUUAGGAAUAAUAAACAGUAACGAAGAAUGAUAUCAAUGUGACGUAGUGCUUACCAAAUGAGAAAGAUGUCAAAAUCUAAGGACUUCAAUUUUUCUGCUUUAAUAUUUCGCUUUCGCAAGAGAAUUAUUGAUUUUGCUCAAAAAAGUAAUGCAUUGAUAGCCAGUGUGGUACAUAUUAACAUAAAACGAACCAAAUCACCAGUCUCAGGGUUAAACAAAGUACAAGAUGUCUAAAAAGGUUAAAUAUUGCGUGAAGUUGAUUCAGCAAAACUAGUCAAAUUCGGAAUUUACUGAUACCUCAUUUUACGGAUAAAAAGUGCGAUACCCGACGUUACCAUUAACUACAAUGAAACGGAUUCCAAAAGUACAAUUUAGAGAAAAACGAUGUUUGGAGCACACACACACAAAAAUAGGUUAAAAUGAAUCAAUCGAAUUACAAAGAGCUAUCGAAUUACCUCAGGUCACUGCUAGAGCAAACGUUUGAUUUAUUUAAUAAAGCUAAAAUAACAUAACACUGAAGUACGUAAAACUACACAGAAUAAACUGAACAAACCUAGUCAUGGACGACAUAAUAUCGUCUGAUAAUCCCUACAUUCAUUGUAGUAUUCUAUAGAGAUGCAAAUUAGUUACCAGUUUAAUUGAACAAUAGGGAAACUAUAUUUUAUUGUAGAAGUAGAUGUACAUAUGAGGAAGGGUCAAG
Messenger RNA from Wyeomyia smithii (pitcher-plant mosquito), 5535 nucleotides. RefSeq lists its product as uncharacterized. The transcript is spliced from 3 exons. The record is from RefSeq and is a predicted model, not a curated record. The coding region runs from base 298 to 4074 and encodes 1258 amino acids. Lineage: Eukaryota; Metazoa; Arthropoda; Insecta; Diptera; Culicidae.